Sapajus apella (tufted capuchin) is the source of this 989-nucleotide messenger RNA. RefSeq names its product 3-hydroxyacyl-CoA dehydratase 1 (gene HACD1). Bases 28 to 894 code for a protein of 288 amino acids. Gene Ontology annotation, cellular component: endoplasmic reticulum membrane. The record is from RefSeq and is a predicted model, not a curated record. The transcript is spliced from 7 exons. Lineage: Eukaryota; Metazoa; Chordata; Mammalia; Primates; Cebidae. Gene Ontology annotation, molecular function: 3-hydroxyacyl-CoA dehydratase activity. Gene Ontology annotation, biological process: very long-chain fatty acid biosynthetic process; fatty acid elongation; sphingolipid biosynthetic process.
CGGUGCCUAGCCCCCAGUGCGCGACACAUGGGGCGCCUGACUGAGGCGGCGGAAGCGGGCAGCGGCGCUCAGGCUGCGCGCUGGGCAGGGCCCCCUCCCACGCUCCUGCCGCUCUCUCCCACGUCCCCCGGGUGCGCGGCCACCAUGGCGUCCAGCGACGAGGACGGCACCAACGGCGGCGCCUCGGAGGCCGGCGAGGACCGGGAGGCCCCCGGCAAGCGGAGGCGCCUCGGCUUGUUGGCCACCACCUGGCUCACCUUCUACAACAUCACCAUGACUGCGGGGUGGUUGGUUCUAGCUAUUGCCAUGGUACGCUUUUAUAUGGAAAAAGGAACACACAGAGGUUUAUAUAAAAGUAUUCAGAAGACCCUUAAAUUUUUCCAGACAUUUGCCUUGCUUGAGAUAAUUCACUGUUUAAUUGGAAUUGUACCUACUUCUGUGCUUGUGACUGGGGUCCAAGUGAGUUCAAGAAUCUUUAUGGUGUGGCUCAUUACUCACAGUAUAAAACCAAUCCAGAAUGAGGAGAGUGUGGUGCUUUUUCUGGUCGCGUGGACAGUGACAGAGAUCACUCGCUAUUCCUUCUACACAUUCAGCCUUCUUGAUCACUUGCCAUACUUCAUUAAAUGGGCCAGAUACAAUUUUUUUAUCAUCUUAUAUCCUGUCGGAGUUGCUGGUGAACUUCUUACAAUAUAUGCCGCCUUGCCGUAUGUGAAGAAAACGGGAAUGUUUUCAAUAAGACUUCCUAACAAAUACAAUGUCUCUUUUGACUACUAUUACUUUCUUCUUAUAACUAUGGCCUCAUAUAUACCAUUGUUUCCACAACUCUAUUUUCAUAUGUUACGUCAAAGAAGAAAGGUGCUUCAUGGAGAGGUGAUUGUAGAAAAGGAUGAUUAAAUGAUCCCUGCAAACAAGGUGCUUUUUCCAGAAUAACCAGGAUUUACUUGAGUCCAAGUUUUAAUAACAAGAAUAAACAACUUUGUGAAAUAUCA